This is a messenger RNA of Chroicocephalus ridibundus (black-headed gull), 552 nucleotides long. RefSeq names its product olfactory receptor 14C36-like. The transcript has a single exon. The record is from RefSeq and is a predicted model, not a curated record. Lineage: Eukaryota; Metazoa; Chordata; Aves; Charadriiformes; Laridae. Gene Ontology annotation, biological process: G protein-coupled receptor signaling pathway. Gene Ontology annotation, molecular function: odorant binding; olfactory receptor activity. The annotation marks the transcript as partial. Gene Ontology annotation, cellular component: membrane.
CUGCACUACGGGACCCUCCUGGGCAGCAGAGCUUGUGUCCACAUGGCAGCAGCUGCCUGGGGCUUUGUUUUCCUCUACGCUGUGCUGCACACGGCCAAUACAUUUUCACUACCACUCUGCCAGGGCAAUGCCCUGGACCAGUUCUUCUGUGAAAUCCCCCAGAUCCUCAAGCUCUCCUGCUCAGACUCCUACCUCAGGGAAGUUGGGCUUCUUGUGGUCAGUGCCUGUUUAGGCUUUGGUUGUUUUGUUUUCAUCGUGCUGUCCUAUGUGCAGAUCUUCAGGGCCGUGCUGAGGAUCCCCUCUGAGCAGGGACGGCACAAAGCCUUCUCCACGUGCCUCCCUCACCUGGCCGUGGUCUCCCUGUUUCUCAGCACCGGCGCAUUUGCCUACCUGAAGCCCCCCUCCACCUCCUCCCCAGUUCUCGACCUAGUGGUGGCAGUUCUGUACUCGGUGGUGCCUCCAGCAGUGAACCCCCUCAUCUACAGCAUGAGGAGCCGGGAGCUCAAGGAGGCCAUUAAGAAAGUGUUUUCAUGGAUUUUUUUCAAAAGUUAG